ACAUUGGAUCAGUCUAGCAUCUUGGUGGAUUGUACAAUUUAUGACCAAAUGGAUAUGUUACAAUUAAAACACAAAGUCAAUUUAUUAUUAAAUGUUAGCUAUACAGAAUGCAAGCAAUAAUUCUCCUAUGCAAUUAGAAACGAAGAAAAAAAUAACUGACUAGCUAGAGUCUCAAGCCUUUUACCUGCAAAGCUUUGGUCGUCGUCUGACGGAAACUAUUCAGCCGCAGCGCCGUUGGUUUAUCACCAGGCAGUCAACAUGACGUCACGUGUAUGCAAGAACUGUGGCUGCUCCGAUAUCGAUCUCGACCAGGCUCGGGGCAAUGCUGUUUGCACAAGCUGUGGGUCUGUCUUGGAGGACAACAUCAUUGUGUCUGAGGUGCAGUUUGUCGAGGGCAGCGGCGGGAUAUCAUCGGCCGUGGGGCAGUUCGUCUCUGCAGACGGUCCAGUCAAAGCUCCGCUCCUGGGCACUGGGUUUCACACCAGUAUUGGGAAGGAGUCACGUGCUCAGACGCUACAGAACGGGAAACGGCAGAUUCACAACCUGGGCAGCCAGCUGCAGCUCAACCAGCACUGCCUGGACACGGCCUUCAAUUUCUUCAAGAUGGUGGUGAGCAAACACCUGACGCGAGGGCGCAAGAUGGCGCACAUCAUCGCCGCCUGCCUCUACCUGGUCUGUCGGACGGAGGGCACGCCUCACAUGCUCCUGGACCUGAGUGAUCUACUACAGGUGAAUGUAUACAUCCUUGGGAAAACCUUUCUCAUGCUAGCCCGGGAGCUCUGCAUCAACUCUCCAGCCAUAGACCCGUGUUUGUACAUUCCCCGUUUUGCCCACAUGCUGGAGUUUGGAGAGAAGACCCACGAGGUGUCCAUGACAGCCCUGCGGCUGCUGCAGAGGAUGAAGAGGGAUUGGAUGCACACGGGCCGCAGGCCCUCGGGGCUCUGCGGAGCAGCUCUGCUGGUGGCCGCACGGAUGCACGAGUUCCACCGCACGGUCAAGGACGUCAUCGGAGUGGUCAAGGUGUGCCAGGCCACUCUGAGGAAGAGAUUGACCGAGUUUGAAGACACCCCGACCAGCCAGCUGACCAUCGAUGAGUUCAUGCGGGUGGAUCUGGAGCAGGAGUGCGACCCGCCCUCUUUUACCGCGGGCCAGCGGAAAGUUCGGAUGCGCCAGCUUGAGCACGAAUUAGCCAAGAAGUUGGAUGAGGUUCAAGGUGAAAUCUGCACCUAUCGAGACGAGAUCGAGACCGAGCUGGAGAACAGCAGGCCGAAGCUGCGAGGGAUUUAUGCUUCCUACGCCAAAGAAACAGACCCCCUGGUAGAAGGGCUAUCCCAGAAGUCCGACCAACCCAGCCCCGAGGAACCAGAGCGCAACGAUGACGAGCUGGAAGCGGCCGCCCAGCACCUCGAGCAGGACUUCAUCUGCCAGGUGCUCCAGGAGGAGCAGGGGCUUGGCGGGCCGGGUGCGGUGGACGACGCGGAGGAUGUCGGCCGAGUCGACGAGGCCCCUGCCCUCAAACACCCCUCCCUAGCCUCCAUCCUGGGCUCCCUGCCCAGCGCUGCAAGCCUGGGCCUGGGCCUCUGCGAUUCCAUCCAGGAGUGUAUCGCAGGGGACAAGGAUAGCGAUGAAAAGUCAGAGAGUGGAGAGCUGGACCUGGAUGGGAUUGACGAUAAGGAGAUUGACAAGUACAUCCUCAACGAUAAAGAAGUGAGGACUAAGACGCAGCUCUGGAUGAAGCAGAACGAAGAAUAUCUGAAGGAACAGAAAGAGAAGGAGGAGAGGAUAGCUAAGGAGAAGCAGCAAGGCACCUACAAGGAGAAGCCUAAAAAGUCCAAGAAGCGAGAGCCCAUCCGGGCCAGCACGGCUGGCGAGGCCAUCGAGAAAAUGCUUGAGCAGAAGAAGAUCUCCUCCAAGAUCAACUACGAGGUGCUGCGCGACCUCAACAGCAAGGGCAGCGGCAACAGCAGCCCCACCAGAUCCACGGCAGAAGGCCCCACCAGCGGAGCGGGCCGCAAGAAGCUGACCCGGAGGAAGAAACAGCCCAACAAGGCCAACGUCGGCCUGGCCGCCACUACAAGCAUCAUGGGGAAAAGACUACGUCCACUAAUAUCAUCCACACCAAAGAAGAAGAGAGCCAUGUCACAGGUAACUCCCAACGUGAGCUCAGCGGCCCUGCCAGCGCGCCCCACCCUGUCCGCCCCCCCUGCCCUGCCCUGCGGCCCCCCGACCCCCUCCCCGGAGGCUGCCGCCCUGGAGCCCGGCGAGGCGGAGGGCGAGGAGGAGGAGGAGGGGGAGGAGCCUUGCGUCAGCGCUCUGCAGCUCCUGGGAGGAGACGAGUAUGGAUGUGAAGCAGAAACCGAGGAAGUGUUUUAGCCUUUCGCUCAUGUCUCCAGAUUUUCCCUCUCUUCUCCAUCGGGCGGACAUGAGAGUUGCGUGGAAUGAAAGGACAAGAAGCUCCGGGGGGGUCGACCACUGUUCAGAUGCACUGUAGAGGGGACAGGGAUGGGCCCCAGCCGGGAUAGAUCAGCCAUGCUUUGGAAACACAAGGGGGGUGGGUUGUUUGUGUGUGUGUGGGAGGCGGGGGGGGGGGGGCGGGCAUUAUGCAGAGAGACGUGUGUGGCAGUGAGGAAGAGGCAGAACUCAGGCCAGUGUGCAGAUAGCUCUGUGAUCAGUAACUAUGAGUGGGCCGCUUAGCUCGAGUGUUUAUAACUAAGCACCAGCCUUUUAUCUGUUUUCCUCCAAGCCAAGAAUGUUCUUUUUUACAGAAAAACAACAUCUAUAUUUGAUUCAUUUUCUUCGUGUGUAUAUAUAUAUAGAAGAAAAAAAGUGUUGCGUAGAUCAAAAAUGUAGCUUGCUCUUUGGGUGUGCCAGGGCACAGUUUGGUGAGGAGGGGGGGGCUUGGUGGACUGGGAAAUUGGGACACAGCAUCAAGCCCUCCGUUCACACAAUGGAAGAUUAGAGGGUGGCCAGGCAGUGGGUGCAGAAUGAUCCACCCUCCCCUAGCUGCACUGGGUUUUGUAUGGAGGCAGAGAGCACACACAGGAGCAUGCCGUUUCAACCCAGCUUGGUAGUUCUGUAAUUGUAAUAAUGGCCACUGAGUGGAUUGCAUACAUUUUUACCUCACAUGGCCUGCUGUUACCAGCAUUUAGGCAGUUCUAGUAGCACAAUGGGCCCAGGUCCCCGAUUGCAUUAGGUUCUUUAAAAAACUAUACUUUGAAUUCCGUCCGGUUCCCUUCAUUUUACAACCUUUUAUCGUCUCAGCAGAAAAUUGAAAUUAAUUGUGGUCCACUUUCAGGUUUUCUCAUUUUAGUCCUUUUAGAUUUUGUAGACUGUUCUCUGAUGACGCUGGUUUCAGUACAGACAGCAGAAGUUCAAAACUGAGAAUUUAUUUGUUGAAAUACUCAAACGCAGUUUCAUAAAAUGUGGGUCCACAUUUUUUGGUAGAAACUGGAUCCAGUUAAUUUUUUAACUAUCCAUUUCACAUCAACACAUGAUUUUAAAUUCAUUCAAAUAUAGUAAUAUGUUUUGAACUAUUGUCUCACAACAUUUUAUAGGAGGCACAGUUUCGUAUUUUUUGGUCAAAAUUGUGUUUUGUAUGUGUCUACUGACACCAAGCUUUGUAAAAUACAAUGGCAGCUUUCAGUUAGUACUGGACAGUAUAUAUCAGAUGUUAGGCUCAUCAGAGGUAAACUAAAUUUGAGCAUAUAAAUAAAAAAUACCUAUAUAGUUUGUUGUAGUGUUGCUGUAUUUCAAUGUUUCUACGUUUUGUACAUUUAAAAAGAAUGCAAUAUUGCACUAUAUAUGCAAUUAUGUAUAUGUUUAAGUUGUUCUUCUACAGUCAGUUUGUGUUUUGUAGUGUGAGAUCAUUCUACUUUGUGUAUUUUGUAUAUGAUUCAUCUGCUUUAGACAGUAUCUGCUAGUUAAUAAUACAUUACUUUGUAUAGUUGUAAAAAUGUGAUCGUAGAAGAUGAGAAUCCUGUACAUAUUGGCUGUAGAACUCCAACCUGAUGUGGAUGGGAAUAUUUUUUGUACAUUUUCUGUCAGUUGUGUCUGGUCUGCUUGAUUUUGAAUUGUUUGUUUGCUUGUGUGAGGGACGCCUUUGAAAGCUCCCAAUAAUGCAAAAAAUUUGGCAUGAGAGGGAGACAAAAUCAAAUACACUGUACACAAAUUGACAGUUAAGAUAAUCAGGGCCUUUUGUUGACACCAGUGUGAUUCUAACAGCAACCGCUUUUAUUCCAAGACAUUUUAUAACUUGCAAAUUGUUUGUAGAUCAGUAAAGAAACUGUGGUUCACAUCUCCCAACAUUCCAUUUAUAUUGGCAAAUAAACUCACAAUAUAAA
Osmerus eperlanus (European smelt) is the source of this 4340-nucleotide messenger RNA. It is a transcript of the gene brf1b, whose product is annotated as BRF1 RNA polymerase III transcription initiation factor subunit b. Gene Ontology annotation, molecular function: RNA polymerase III type 3 promoter sequence-specific DNA binding; TBP-class protein binding; RNA polymerase III general transcription initiation factor activity. The record is from RefSeq and is a predicted model, not a curated record. Lineage: Eukaryota; Metazoa; Chordata; Actinopteri; Osmeriformes; Osmeridae. Gene Ontology annotation, cellular component: transcription factor TFIIIB complex; transcription preinitiation complex; nucleus. Gene Ontology annotation, biological process: transcription preinitiation complex assembly; DNA-templated transcription initiation; transcription by RNA polymerase III. The transcript is spliced from 19 exons. The coding region runs from base 259 to 2373 and encodes 704 amino acids.